This is a messenger RNA of Athalia rosae (coleseed sawfly), 4675 nucleotides long. RefSeq lists its product as uncharacterized. The transcript has 5 exons. NCBI's taxonomy places the organism in Eukaryota, Metazoa, Arthropoda, Insecta, Hymenoptera, Athaliidae. The record is from RefSeq and is a predicted model, not a curated record. The coding region runs from base 453 to 2762 and encodes 769 amino acids.
ACAUUACCUGAAAAAAAAGCUAUCAAAACAUUGAAAGUAUAGCGAACUUCGGGACUUUAUACAAUGUCAAAAAAAUAUUGGCAGUCAACAUCUGAACGCAAACGGUUGCAGUAAGAAUAUUUUAAUUGGUUGUAAAAAUGUAAUCAUAUGUAAUAGUUGAGCAAGUAAUCACUGUUCGGCUGGAUUUAAACAAAUUAUCCGAGAAAUCUGCAAGCAAAAUAUCCGGUGUGUGACAGACUCUCCAUAAACAAAAUUGGAGGUCAAGGUAAAUUAAUUUGUACGGCAACUCUUACCAUGGGUGAUUUUGUAGUUAAGAUCUUGUUGGAAGGCUUGUCAACCUAAAUAAAUCCUUUAGUAUUGGAGCUAUUCUCCAUCAAAACUCACUAGUUUGAAAAUAUAACAAGUAUUUUACAAACAAUUAAAACCGACCACAAGUGAAAGGAGUAGUUAAAAUGACAAGAGGUAAAAAUCAAAGACGUAACCGUCGCAAGCAAGAUGGACAAGAAGCAAUUGAUCGCUCAUUCACCGAUCCUCUCAGUUCCAUAAUGGAUAAAUCGAAUGAGAGUAUAGAAACUGAUGAUCUUGAUUCAACUUUGAAAAUAGAUCAGGAAACCUUUGAUCCAAAUCUCCGUACACCAGAAGCUGUAUUGGCCAAUCCACGGAGUCAAACUGACACUUUACAUUACAAAGAUCUCAGUCCAGAGGUGAUUGCAAAAAUUCCUAAGAUUAAGUUUGAUAUUGAUGUGCCAGAUUGUGAUACCGAACAAAUUGAACCAAUAGUUACAAAUACAACACUAGAAAUAAGCUUGGAACAUGUGCAAUUGGAUAAGCAUGAAUUUGAAGUUACUCCACCAAAAUUUGAGCGGGUUCAAGAUGAAGCGUUGGAUGAAAACUUGAAUCAUUAUUUAUUGAACAAAACUAUAUCUAUUAAUGAUGCAACGAACCUCGGAUCCACAAUGGAACUCAACAGGGGGAUCAACAAAUAUUGCAACACUGCUGCUAGUUCUUCAACAUAUGACAUGCCUCUUACCACCUUCAGAGACACCGACGAUCCUGAGAAAAAUUAUCAAUGCCAAAUGGAGAAUUACAAAAGCAAACAGUUCAAGUGUGAAUUCCAUGAUCUUGAAGGAAGUCUUUCGUUUGGAUCAAAAGACUGGGUGAAUCAGUCAACGAGUAGAUAUUUUACAUUCGACGGCAUGCAGAUGCAAAAAUUUUUGACAACUCAUGAAACCUCCCUUGCAGAAAAUGUGAAUUGGUAUGGAACGAAACAAAUAGUCCCGAGUUUGGAACAAUUAAAAAUUUUGAAAACUUAUUCUGAGCCCAGAAUGCUGCCACCUAAAUAUCUGCAUGAAGAAAUUAAAAGUACCACUAUGAAUGGCUAUUUUGAUAAUGAAAAUACAUCCCACCUAAUAAACAAAGAUACCGACGAAGAAAAUAAUGCUUCUCGGAGCAGCUCACCUCCAGCCAAAAGAAGCCGUACUGCGCUGAGAUUUGAGAGUGAGACAUAUGAAAAAUCAACUUCGUCAAUAUCAAGACCUCCGUUUUUCAAUUUCCCAAACAAGGGUGAAAUUUCUCCCAUAGAAGAUGAAGACAAAUUAGCCCCACCUUUGACAACAUGUUGGGCUAGCUGCUCUGCUUCACCCAUAUCUGUUGAAUUGCCAACUGUUUCAGAUUCGGACGGAAAAUCCUCAAGAGUGGAGAUCGAUACGCAGACUUUGAAUUUUGAACAUCCCAACAUAAGUCCAACACAUUACUUUCACUUGUCAAAAGCACUGCCUGUGCCGAUAGAAGUUUCAAAACAAAGUUUUCGAAAGGCUACUGAAUUCUGCUCCUGGUUGGCAAAGAAAAUUUUUGAACUACUAAGAAAGGGAUACGUGUGGCUCCAUGGGACACUUUUAAUAAAGUUUCAAAAACCUGCCCAAGAACCUGACCUAUUGGUCAAGGAGCUUACUCAAUUGGUUACCGCUAUACGGCGCGAAAAUGAACAAACAGUAUUGAUACUAAGCGAGAAGGUAUCACAUCUCUCAGAAGAGUUGCUUCAGGUCCGUGUACGGAACGAAGUAGCUUUGUCAGCUCUGACAACAGAAGUUGCUGGGAUGCGCAAAGCCAGUACCAGUCUUCUACAAAACAAUACAGUUUUAACGGAGCAAUUAAAAUCGCUGCAUGACACACUUAAUAACACACAAUCAGAAUCAUGUACGCCACCUCCUCCGCCACCGCCACCACCUCCUCCUCCUCCUCCUCCUCCAAUGCUAUUACAACCCACUACUCCAACCACAUCAAAUAGCAUUAGGAGUGUGAGAACGCCAAGUAGAAAGUGCUCUACUCCGUUGCAACAAGCUAGACCUGCAAUUACAGUUGAAGAUCUACUGAAAGUCACUUUGAAAAAGGCACCCCAAAAAAUGAAGGAAAACAAAGCAAAUACUCCCGGAGUGCCAAAAGGUCCAGUGGUAUCAUUGGAUAUGCUGCGUAGCGUGAAGCUGAGAUCGGCAAGGCGUAGAUCAGCCGAACAGAAUCUAAGAUCGCCAAGAAGCACAUCACUAUCCGUGAGAUCUCGUCCUUCUACAUCCCUAAACUUAUCUCCGAUUACGGCAAAGAGAGAAAGCUCGUUAGGACGAAUCCUGAGACAAGUCGAUACCAAUAGACGUGGAGCAAAGCGGGCUUUGUCCAGUCCCACACCUAGCCAAACAGAAUUAUCAAAAGACAGUCCUCUUACUUUCAGCAUAGCAAGACAAAGCAAGUCCCACACUUCGAUGGUAUAGCUAUUAUGGAUUGACUCUGUAAUUCAUCGGAUACAGUGAUCAGAUCAAACUAGCAAAUACAAGAAAGUAUGAACAUGCAUGAUACCUGGACAAAGAAUCCAGUGACUUAGUUCUGUUCGCUCGACUGAACUAGAUAAAUUUAUUUUAUCGUUUGGACAAGGGCUCAUGCUAGGUCCAUCGUUACGAAAUAUUUAUGAAAUAUAAUUAGCCCAUAAAAAUUUAAAUGUAAAAUAAAAAAGGAAAGAAAAUAUUCAUCCCCCAGAAAAUACUAUUACCAGCACCGAAUUUGAUAGUUUUUUCAACGGAACAAAACUCUCAAAAAAAUAAUGAUUUUAUAUUUGUGCUUAUUGCGCAUAGAUUUUAAUGAUUAGCUGAACCCAUUCGGCAAUAAUAUAUCAAUAGCUGUCAUGUAAAUUGUAGGGGAAAAAAUAUAAUAUAAAUACCUCAAUUUCAAUCCACUCUAGUAAUGUUGAUUGAUCCGGACAAGACGGCAUUAGCGAAUGAAUCGUAACUAAAAUUGUACGUGUUCUCGAAAUCACGAAGCAAUGACUCGGAAGUGUGGGUGAAUGACGAAACCAGGUAAAAGUCAAUGGUGAGGAACGACAGGAAACAGACCAAAUGAAGAAAAAUCAUGCUCAUUCACACAAGAUUCACACCUUAAAUCAAGGACCGAGAUCUACGCCGUCGUACAUUGUAGGCUCAAUGGUAAUUUUACUAUAUCUGGUAGUUGAUAUAAUUUUGUUGAGGCCAUGAGUUCAUAACGGUAAGAAAGUGAGGUAACAAAUGUUCAAUUGCAAAAGUAGUAAGAAUCCGAAUAAAUUCUGCAAAUUGAAUUUACAAUCAGUUUCAAGUGAUAAUAUAUUGUAGCCAAAGAUUUAUAAGGAUCACGUUAUUGUCUAGCUAAAUCCACUCCUCAAUAAACAUGUGUCCUAUCUAAGGUGGCGGUUACCGAUAAAGCACAUCAGAGGCAUAAUGACAUUAUUCGUUUGUUUUAUAAAUGGUUGAUGGCAUAGACAGUAAUAAUUACUUUAUUUCCAGUUUUCAUGUGUGGCUUUACAGGAAAAGUCAUACUUGGUGUAUCGUAUUAAUUUUCUAGUACAGAGUGAACGCAUGCGAAUUCCAAAAUAUGAUUUCUUGUUCCUAAAUUUUUUUUUCUUUUUUUCAACCGAAUUGCGUGUGUGUGUUGCCUACAUUGUCAGCAUUGGCAUUUGUCUUGUUUUAUUUUUUUUAUGUAUUUUCUUAUUUUUUUUCAUUUUUGUGAUUUAAUUAUUAUAUGCCUUGUGGUAUUCAAUAAUUUUACAAUAUAUAUUCAACGUUUCACUAUUGCAAAAGUUAAUCUUAAUUACUUCAUUCGGCUCCUCGUACAAUUAAAAUUAUUAUUAUUAUUAUACUUACUUAUGGUAUUAUCAAUAUUAUUUAAUGUUAUUCUUUGUAAUAUAUUUAUAAUAUAAUUAAUAAUUAUUAUUACUGCUAUAAUACUUAAAUGUAGGGGCACGCCACACACCAAUUUUCACAAAUUGUUUUUCCAUCUUCAUUUUUGAAGCAUGCCCGGUGUCCGUCUUGAAAGCGUACGCUCAAUUCAAACUCUCAAAGAUUUUAAGUAAAAAAUAAAUCACUAACAAAGUGAUAUCGCAGCAAUGUACUCUACGUCACAUCUAUGGUCAACGGAUACAAUGUAAACUUUGCCAUCAGAUGUUCGGUGCAAUAUGACCAGGUAUCCAACUUGUUAAUGGAAAUAUCAUUUACAUAGAAUCUUCGCAAAAGCCUCAAGCCAUGUGUAAAAGGUAGAGAGGGGGAAAAGAGAAUGGGUGAAAACAAGAUGAAAAAUGGAGCACAUGUCUUUUUAGUUCGAUCGAAGGGAUAUUUUUGAAAAUAAUUCAUAAUGUAAAAAAAAUAUUGGAAAUAAUUUAUAC